CUACAUCCAGUGGUCGGGGAAUUCCUCAUUAUAUGACAUAUACUGAGCGUUUAGAUAACAAUUAUGCAAUAGUAAUAGCAAGUACAAUAGUCAAGAAACAUGGACUUCUCUCAACCAAAUGCUGGAACAAGAAAUUCAGAGCAAAGUAGUAUACAGGGAGAAGUACCAGACACAAUUGCUUCGCGUACCGAUGAAACGGUAGAAACCAUCAGACGGACUCAGGCAGAUGAUGGAGAGACAGAGGAGAUCGACGUGGAAGUCGCCACCGUGAGCAAAAUGAUAAAUGCUGAACAUGCCAAUAGGAUACAAACACGACAUCAGGCACGGAAGGUUCAGUGGGUACAUCUGAACUCGGAAAGAGUAAAAAAGGUGUUCAUCCGAACCAGAAACAGGAAGUUUCUAACGGUCAGGAAUGACACCAUCGUCGGGGAAGAGAUGGGCGAAGACAACAAGAGAGAUUAUCUGUUUGAUUUGGUGCCAGGGACAGCAGCAUACGCAAGCAAGUAUGCACGGUUUACACCUAAAAGAGUGAUUUGCUGCAAGAUUCGUUGGAACGCAUACUGGCUAAAAACGAGGUUAGGGAGUGAUGGGGAAUUCAACAUGGAAUUGACUGUAAAUGAUACUGAUAACGACCAUUCUACUGUGUUCAAACGUCGAAUGGACCGUAGUGGAACCGGAUUUGAAUGCCUGCUGUUCAAAAAUGUAUACCUACAAUACUAUCCUAGUAGAAAUGAGGUGGAUGUCAAGCCCUACAAUCCGCGAAUGAACAUCGGUGUAACUCUUAAAGCUGUUCCGGCGUCUACUCUCUUCCACGUAUUCGAAGAUUCGGUGAUGAUGGGUCGUACCCCUGCUAUCCUGUCGAAUACCAAUACAACUGUGGGGUGUAGCGCUAACACAGACCAAUAUGAAGAUGAUGCAGCACCAAGUUCCUGUUUCCAAUUCUUCACGAAACGAUUCUCUCGCUAAGACAAAGGUGAGUGAACCCAGUUUCCGAUCAAACAAAAUUGAUGGGAAGGACGGGAACGGAUGAUGUCAUGAUCUCGCAUUGUUGUAUUUUCAUUGUAUCUCUUUUUUAAAUAAUAAAAUAAGUGUAUUUUU
This is a messenger RNA of Pecten maximus, 1098 nucleotides long. RefSeq lists its product as uncharacterized. The record is from RefSeq and is a predicted model, not a curated record. The coding region runs from base 100 to 966 and encodes 288 amino acids. NCBI's taxonomy places the organism in Eukaryota, Metazoa, Mollusca, Bivalvia, Pectinida, Pectinidae. The transcript has 5 exons.